Molecule: messenger RNA, 1026 nt
Organism: Alternaria triticimaculans
Lineage: Eukaryota; Fungi; Ascomycota; Dothideomycetes; Pleosporales; Pleosporaceae
Exons: 5
Coding region: 1-1026 (341 amino acids)
Molecular function (GO): oxidoreductase activity
Source: RefSeq, a predicted model, not a curated record
AUGCGUCUUCUCGAACUCCUCCCUGUCGGGUUAAGCUUGUCACAAUGGUCUGCAGCUGCAGCGUUACCUGCAACUACUGAUUUGGGUUCAUGCAAAAACCCACCCAAGAGGGUGGAAUGGAGACAAUUGUCAGAACCACAGAAGAAAUCCUACAUCGAUGCCGUUCUGUGUUUGUCACAUACAAAGGCCAAAUCCGGCAUUGAAGGAGCCGUAAACCGAUUCGAUGAUCAUCAAGCUGUUCACAUGCUCCAGAAGCCUCAGAUUCAUUGGGUUGGUCACUUCCUUCUAUGGCACCGUUACUUCACGGCAACCUACGAAAAGGCACUGAGGGAUGAAUGCGGAUAUACUGGAGGCCAACCAUACUGGGACUGGUCUCUGGAUGCCGAACCGCAUAACGAAUCAUCCUCCCGUCCGUUUGAUUCAGAAAUUUUCAACCCUGACACAGGUUUUGGUGGCAACGGCUAUCCUGUCGCAGCUACUCCUGCCCAAAAUCCCUUGAACAUUACAGGCAACACCGGUGGAGGAUGUGUAAUGAACGGGCCAUUCGCGCCUCCCCACUUCACAGUGAACGUGCCCACUCCACACUGCUUGAAACGAGACUUUGUUCCGUGGAUCGUUAAUCGAAUGGCAGACAAACGACUGGUCGACGAAGUCCUAGCACAACCGGAUUAUACGAGUAUUGCAAGGACAGUUGAGAAGCAGCGAAGCUUUGAUCCUCCAAACAUUCAUGCCAGCGGCCACUUUGGUAUCGGUGGCAUCCUGGGUACCAUGGGAAACGCGGCGGAGAGCCCUGGUGAUCCACUCUUCUACCUGCAUCAUGGCAACAUUGACCGCAUCUUUUGGGAAUGGCAACAGGAAGAUCUCGAGACGCGUCUCAAUCAAGUCGGUGGGCCCAUUACGCCUUUUGAUUACAGCGGCAAGAACGUUACAUUGGACUUUACCAUCAACAUUGGCUUGUUAGCAGGGAAUGCCACGCUCAAGGACCUGUUGAAUACAGAAGGAGGGACGCUCUGCUACACGUAUUAG